UCGAUGGAACUGCGAGCGGAUCGCAUAGUCGAGCUCGGCUUCGUGGAUCGGACAGACAGUCGAUGCUGGUGCCGGGUGGAAAAUGUUUGCCCUGCCAGAGCUGAAAUAUUAUUCAUCUAGCUAACAGUACUAGUAGUAGUUUUUAAAUGCAUGUCGCUGACAAUAUAGGUAACUUGAAUCCAAUUGAAAUUAAUAGUUGAAUCCUGUUGCAGCCUAUGAACAUGAUUCCAUAUGAAGGCAGUUCGAGAAAUCGAUGAGUGCGUUCCGAUGUCAAUUAAUUAGAAGCAACAAGUGCUCUCCGUGGGGUGUACUCCCAACUGAUUUUAUCUUUGCUAAUCGAGAUGACAGACCCUACCAAAUAAUAACUUAAUGUUUAGCCUAUUUGCAACCCAGUUGCUUGGCGGAAAGCUGGUGAACAGGGUCAUGGCCUCUCUGAGAAGACUUUUACGUCGUAGCCUGGGCUGUUUUUGUGCCCUUAAUGGAAUUCUGGAUUUCAACGCGGACAUUGGACCAGGAAAGUCGCGCAGAUCGCGGUGCCUUUUUAUAUACCGUAUAUUGCACAACUUCGCUGUAAUCAGCCUGACGUUAAAGUUUCAGCUGGAUUUCCUGGAUCACUUUAAAAACGUCGAAAUGUCCUUACUGAUGACCGUAAACUUUUUCACAUAUUUUGCAUUGGUGUUUUUUGCGGUGCUUAGCUCCAUGGGAUCGUGCUACCAAUGGCAAAAUAAAAUCCUUGCAGUUCUGAAGGAGCUGAAGCAUCAAAAGGAUCUGAGCAGGCACAGGGGCUACAGGGUACCAAGGGACAAACAGAGUUCCCUAGACCGCUUGUUGAUCGCACUCACCAUCCUUCUGAUCCUUCGUCUCAGCAUUCAUUUGGCCACGUUUGCGUUCAGCGCCAGGAUGGGAUUCAAUCAUUCCUGCAACUGCUUCCUGCCGGAGUGCAUGAUCUUCUCCAUGAACUACCUGUUCUUCGCCAUCCUAGCCGAGGUAACCCAGUGCUGGUGGUGCUUGCUUGCGGAACUAAAGAUGGUGCUCCUGGAUCGGGACUUUUCAACAGUCUCCUCCAAUCUGUGCGAGAUUCAAAGCCUGCACACCAGGUUCCAGUGCCUAAUUGAUUUAACCUCAGAAGUGUGCUCCAUCUUUAGCUACUUCACCUUUGCCUACAUGGUUCGCAAUCUUUGGAGUGGCAUUGUGUCGGGAUAUCUUGUGGUACGCUUCGUUAUCGGUCAUGGAUUACAGGACCUUGAGCUUGUGUACCUGGCAUUCUCAUUCAUCAUCUGCGUUCAACCUUUGAUGUUCUCGCUCAUACUGAAUUGCAUUACCAACACAGCAGGUUCAUUGGUCGAGGUGACCAGGGAUAUUUUGAAAAUACCCCAUAAUGAAAGCGCGGAGGUGGAACGAAGUAUCGAAUGGCUGUCGCUGCAACUGACCUGGCAACACACGCACUUCACUGUCUUUGGCAUAUUUCACAUAAAUCGCUCUUCGGCUUUCCAGUUUGCAUCACUCGUCCUGGUUCAUGUGGUCUACAUGGUGCAAUCUGACUACAUUUCGAUAACGAAGUGA
Molecule: messenger RNA, 1563 nt
Organism: Drosophila yakuba
Lineage: Eukaryota; Metazoa; Arthropoda; Insecta; Diptera; Drosophilidae
Gene: Gr85a
Product: putative gustatory receptor 85a
Exons: 2
Coding region: 370-1563 (397 amino acids)
Biological process (GO): sensory perception of taste
Cellular component (GO): membrane
Source: RefSeq, a predicted model, not a curated record